Messenger RNA from Arctia plantaginis, 870 nucleotides. Lineage: Eukaryota; Metazoa; Arthropoda; Insecta; Lepidoptera; Erebidae. The record is from the annotation of a GenBank genome assembly.
AUGAAGAGCGAAGUAUUAGAUUUAGAAACAAAAAUAAUCAAUCAUGAGGCUUAUGGAACUUCAUAUAAAUGGUCACCUAGAGACUUCGAACUAGGUUCUGCACUUGGCCAAGGCAAAUUCGGCCAUGUUCAUGUUGCCAGAGAAAAGAAAACUGGGUAUUUAGUGGCCAUCAAAACAUUAUUUAAAUCACAGAUCACACGAUCGAAAUGUGAGAGGCAAGUAUUGCGAGAAAUUGAAAUUCAGUCACAUAUCAAACAUCCACAUAUAUUAAGGUUACUGACAUGGUUUCAUGAUGAGAGACGCAUCUAUCUAGUGGUAGAGUUUGCAGCAGGAGGUGAAUUGUAUAAGCAUCUCACUAAUUCACCUAAAGGCCGGUUUCCAGAAGCCACAGCUGCUAAAUAUAUUUAUCAGGUUGUAGAUGCUGUAGAAUACUGUCAUCAACAUCAUGUAAUACACAGAGACAUAAAACCAGAAAACAUCUUAGUAGCUUAUAACGGUGAUCUUAAACUUGCUGAUUUUGGCUGGUCUGUGCAUGCUCCUUCAGAAAGGCGUAAGACAAUGUGUGGUACAUUAGACUAUCUACCCCCAGAGAUGAUAAAGCGUGAAGUAUAUGAUGUGUCAGUAGACCAUUGGUGUAUUGGAGUACUUUUAUAUGAAUUUCUCGUUGGGAAACCUCCGUUUGAGAGUGAAGGUCAGGACAAAACUUACGCAAGGAUCCUUGCAUUAGACCUGGUGUAUCCCAGUCAUGUACCGGAAGGAGCAAAGGAUCUUAUUUCUAAGCUUCUCCGGCCCUCAAGUAAAGACCGCCUAUCAUUAGACGCAGUAAAGAAGCACUACUGGGUGCAGCAGUUCCACAACAAUGAUGUAUAG